AUGACUCCAGGACACCAGCAGCCUUUAAAGCUCCCAGACGAACUUGCCCAUAUUAUCGCAGCUUUUACGCCCUCUAAUCCUAGUGAUGAUCGUUCCAAAGCCUAUCUAGUUCUCUCCGCGUUUUGUCAAGGUGUCAGACAAUCUAAUUCAUCUCAGCAGUCCGACGGGAUCGAUCCAGCGACCAGGGCCCUGGUCAAGGUCUUCUCACCGUUCAUAUUACAACGUCUGGAAGAGACGAACGAGAACGAUGUGAUAGUUGGGGCCUCUUUUUUAACGGCACUUUUCCAGGUCGAUUGGCAGGCUGCCGCAUCCAUAUUUCAGCAGGAAACGGUGCUCGAAUUAAUUAUAGACAGCGUGGAAUUGAAACCAUCUAUUCAAUUGUCGGUCCAGGUCGCUCACCUUCUUGGCCAGGCCAGCGGUUACAAACCCAGUCGGCUUGCAUUUUCUCCAGAAGCUAUCACUUGGCUCGAACAUGCUCGCAACAGUAAAGAUUCCGCACUACGCGCCGCUGCUGCCAUUGCUGCCAUCAAAUUAGCCAAAGGGAGCGUAGCAGAUGCAUCCACCGACCCUUUGUCUCCCAACAACGAUUCGAAGUCCACCAAUGUUGACGGACUAGCUCAAGUCAUGAAAGAGUUGGUCAUUGGCAAUGACUCGGACACUUCUUCAUUGGCUGAUGCGGUAGAAGGUCUGGCAUACAUGUCAAUCGAUCCUACAGUCAAGGAGGAUAUAUCAAGAGACACUAUUCUCCUUAAACGACUCUUCUCCCUCGUUCCAAAGCGCAAAUCCGGUGGAGCUCCGGAUUCGUCCUCCACAAUAUUAUACGGAAUCCUGGUCAUCAUCACUAAUAUUUGCUCAUAUCGACCCCAACUCACUGAGGAGCAGAAGCAGAUGGAGAAACUCAGAAAAAUGGCGAAGAAUAGUGGUACAGAAACCGCUGAUGUCCUUGAGAAAGAUGACAAGGUUAAGGGGAGAGUCAAACGAGUGGUCGGUGCUGGUGCCAUGGAGGUUAUCGCUUUGGCGGCGAGCCAGACAGAUACUGUCGGCGUAAGAGUGUCGAUCGGAACAGCCCUCUUAGACAUUGUUACCGACAAGGAAAACCGAGGAAAGGUUCUCCAGCACGGUGGUGCAAAGAUUCUUAUGGGUCUCAUCAAAAAGGCCACAUCGCCCCACGCAACAAAGGGUAAUAAUACUCCCUUGGAUAUAGUUCAUCUCCAACCCAUCCACGCCUUGGCUAAGUUGGCAAUCACUGCCUCACCUGUCCAGGUCUUUGGACCAAAUGUUGGCGCCAUCUACGACGCAAUUCGACCUCUUUCAGUCAUGAUUCAGCACUCCUCUGCCACACAGUUGCAGAGAUUUGAGGGCCUCAUGGCUCUCACGAACCUCGCUAGUGCCAGCCCUGACACUGCCAGUCGCAUCGCGGGCUCAGAAGGUCUUUUGAACAAGGUGGAAAUGUUAUCAUUGGAUGAUCACCCGAUGAUUCAAAGAGCAGCGGUAGAACUUAUCUGCAAUCUCGUCGUCGGAUCCGAUCAGAUUUUCGAAAAGUACGCAACGUCCAAGACGAAGUUGCAGAUCUUUGUGGCCCUGUCAGACGCUGAGGAUAUCGGAACUCGACUCGCCUCGUCAGGGGCUCUGGCGACUUUGCUAUCCUCUCCGUCUGCCUGCAACGAGUUAUUAUCCUUGCAACUCGACCGUCAUCGGGUACUACCCGUUCUGACUCAGCUCAUCGAUCCAUCUGUCAUACCUGGGGAAGAAGCUGAGUCACACCCUGGCCUUGUACAUCGAGGUGUUGUAUGUGCUCGACAAUUUAUGCUCGGCAUCAGCGAGAAGGAAAAUCGAGAGCAGAUGUGUAAGGAGGCCAAGGAAGCAGGUCUGGUCGAUGCUCUUAGUAAUGUUGUUCAGGAUAAGAAAACAGAUCUGGAAGCUGUUGGUGUAGCAUUAGAGGUUUUGAAGUACCUGGGUAACUCUAGGCAUAAAUAA
Marasmius oreades (fairy-ring Marasmius) is the source of this 1977-nucleotide messenger RNA. RefSeq lists its product as uncharacterized. Bases 1 to 1977 code for a protein of 658 amino acids. NCBI's taxonomy places the organism in Eukaryota, Fungi, Basidiomycota, Agaricomycetes, Agaricales, Marasmiaceae. The transcript has a single exon. The record is from RefSeq and is a predicted model, not a curated record.